CAAAGCUAACUGGGUAAAACGUGUCUGCUUAUUGUAGAGGCCCCUAUUAUCGUGGAGGAGUGAGCAUACUUGGGAAGAAGGCAAGUGGACCUUCAGGACGAAAGUAGUGGGAGAAGCAGGGGAAGUAGACCAGCCACCAGUCCCUGGGGGAAUCAGUGGGCUUGGAUGGGGUCUGGAUAGGCAGAUCUGGUAUGACGCUAUCAACACCCAGUUGCAAGGGUGAGGUCCUGAGUAGAGAGGAGACAGUGGACUCAGGUCAGCACAUCUAAAGAGAUGGGAGGGGCGACGAGGUGGAUCUAGUAUCCCUUGGGCAAUCCGAGAGGACUGGAGCGGGGUCUGGGGGCGGAGCCUGUCACGCAGCUUAUAACUGCUGGAUUCCACACGAGAAGGUUAACCUUGUCCUGUGUGAGAAGUGGUCGCGGUGCAGCGGUCUGCCUUUCCCUGGUCUUCAAGCCUUCAGUCUUUCUUUUAGUCAAGAUGAGUGGUAAGCCAGACUUCUCUGAAGUGGAGAAGUUUGACAGGUCAAAACUGAAGAAAACUAACACUGAAGGAAGAAGUACUCUGCCCUCGAAGGAAACUAUCCAGCAGGAGAAAGAGUGUGUUCAAACAUCAUAAAAUGGGGAUCUCCCAAGAACAAAUUUCAACAUUGCCUGAGUGUCUUGGUUUUAGGCAUGUUUUUUGUAAACCUAUGUGUUUGUAGAGAUUUUAGCCAUUUUCUAUGUCUUCUCAUCCAUAAUCCCUGGCUAAGAGGUCAGGAGUAGCCAAAGUUCCCUUACUUUCAUUCUUAAACUUUCCAUUGGUGCAUAAAUUCCAGCCGGCUGAUGCUGUCAAUAAUCACACCAUUGAUGAUAUUUGUGUGUCUAGUCUUUGCAUCCCUAAAGGAUAAGCAACUUUUAACUUUCUACACUGGAUGUCUCCAUUGUUCCAUAAUCUUCAUGAAGUGGCAUGCAUUUGCAGCUUCUCACAGUUUAUUUCACUUCUAAUGUAGUGAUAAAAUAAUAAAUAUAAUUAUG
Molecule: messenger RNA, 1013 nt
Organism: Globicephala melas (long-finned pilot whale)
Lineage: Eukaryota; Metazoa; Chordata; Mammalia; Artiodactyla; Delphinidae
Gene: TMSB15A
Product: thymosin beta 15A
Biological process (GO): regulation of cell migration; actin filament organization
Cellular component (GO): cytoplasm
Molecular function (GO): actin monomer binding
Source: RefSeq, a predicted model, not a curated record